This is a messenger RNA of Melospiza georgiana, 1095 nucleotides long. It is a transcript of the gene GDF15, whose product is annotated as growth differentiation factor 15. Gene Ontology annotation, biological process: SMAD protein signal transduction. The record is from RefSeq and is a predicted model, not a curated record. Gene Ontology annotation, molecular function: growth factor activity; cytokine activity. The transcript has 2 exons. Gene Ontology annotation, cellular component: extracellular region. Lineage: Eukaryota; Metazoa; Chordata; Aves; Passeriformes; Passerellidae. Bases 1 to 1095 code for a protein of 364 amino acids.
AUGCCGCGGAUCGCCGCCCUCACCUGCCUGCAGCUCCUGCUGCUGCUGCGGGCCGCGCAGUGCCGGCCCCACGCGUGGGACCAGGACAGGCUGCAGCUGGAGGCCGUCAAAAAGGCGAUCCUGGAGCGGCUGGGGAUGGCGGCUCCCCCCGCCAUCCGGCACCGGCCGGACCCGGAGAGCAUCCAGAGAGCGCAGCGGCUCUACCGGCGGGCAGCGGCGGAGCUGGCGGGCAACCGGAGCCGGGAGGAGGAGGAGGGAGAGGAGGGAGCCGUGCCCAGGCUGCACCGCCUGACCCCCACCCUGCUGCCCUGGCUGGACAUCCCCGCGGGACACCAGGACCCUGCAGGCCAGCGGGACGCGCAGGGACAGCGGGAGCCCCUCGGUGCCCGCCGCUACCGCCUGCUGCUGUCCCGCACCGCGCAUUUCCAGCGGCAGCUCCGCGUGCUGCGGGCGGAGCUGAAGCUCCUCCGGCGGCCGCUGUCCCCUCCCGGCGCCUCGGUGCCACCUCGGGUCACCGUCUCCGCCCUGCCGGGGGCUGGGGACACCCCGCAGGUGCUGCAGAGCCAGGAUCUGCGGGAUUCCCUCGUUCUGGACCUGACAGGAGCCAUCCGGCCCUGGCUGGCCGGGCCCGAGCCCUCGCUGCGCCUGCAGCUGGAGUUCAGCGCCGACGUCUCGGCAGCCCUGGCCACCUCCGAGGGGAACGCGCUGGAGCUGGAGGUGCAAACCCUGGAGAAACCGGCCCGGGCGGCCCGGAGAGCCCGGGGGCUGCGGGACGAGUGCGGGAAGGGCGACGGCAGGUGCUGCCUGAAGUCGCUCCGGGUCUCCUUCCAGGACAUCGGCUGGGCCGACUGGGUGGUGGCCCCCAGCAGCUACCACAUGCGCUUCUGCGAGGGCUCCUGCCCGCACAACUACAAACCGGCCAGCAUGCACGCCCAGAUCCAGUCCCGGGUGCACUCCCUGUCCAAGGCGGCGCCGCCGCCCUGCUGCGUCCCCGCCGGCUACGACCCCAUGGUGCUGAUGCACCUGGACGGCCAGGGCAGGCUGGUGUCCAGCCUCUUCGAGGACAUGCUGGUCACCGGGUGCCACUGUGCCUGA